Manihot esculenta (cassava) is the source of this 1700-nucleotide messenger RNA. Its product is annotated as isocitrate dehydrogenase [NADP], chloroplastic/mitochondrial. The transcript has 15 exons. Gene Ontology annotation, molecular function: NAD binding; isocitrate dehydrogenase (NADP+) activity; magnesium ion binding. Gene Ontology annotation, cellular component: mitochondrion. Gene Ontology annotation, biological process: isocitrate metabolic process. The record is from RefSeq and is a predicted model, not a curated record. NCBI's taxonomy places the organism in Eukaryota, Viridiplantae, Streptophyta, Magnoliopsida, Malpighiales, Euphorbiaceae. Bases 107 to 1561 code for a protein of 484 amino acids.
AGGCCGUUUUUCCGUUCCAAAACGAACGCGAGCGAGAACCCGAAGCCAGAGCUGGACCCCCACGAUAGAUCCGCCAUCAAAACGCAAAACUUCACUCUAAAAUCUAAUGCUAACGCUCGCUAGAAUCCGAUUGACAUUCAUGCCGGGCGCUACGAUGCUCUCCUCUUCCAAAUCAUCGGUAGCCCUUAAAUCAUCUACUUACUCGUUCUCUACUACCUCUUCUAAGCUCUUCAAUGGAGGAGCUCUUAGGAGUCGUGUUGCUUUCUCUUCCCACUUUUCCCGCUCCGUUUCUCUUCGAUGUUUUGCUUCUUCGAGUGGAUUUGAUCGAGUUAAAGUUCAAAAUCCAAUUGUUGAAAUGGAUGGUGAUGAAAUGACGAGGAUCAUUUGGAAAAUGAUAAAAGAUAAGCUUAUAUAUCCUUAUCUUGAUUUGGAUGUUAAGUAUUUUGAUUUGGGGAUAUUGAAUCGUGAUGCUACUGAUGACAAGGUUACUGUAGAAAGUGCUGAGGCCACUCUUAAAUACAAUGUUGCUGUAAAAUGUGCUACUAUAACUCCUGAUGAGACCAGAGUUAAAGAAUUUGGCCUGAAAUCUAUGUGGAGGAGUCCAAAUGGCACAAUCAGAAACAUCUUAAAUGGCACUGUUUUUCGUGAACCAAUUCUCUGCCAGAACAUUCCAAGAAUUGUUCCUGGUUGGAAGAAACCCAUAUGCAUUGGCAGACAUGCCUUUGGUGACCAAUACCGUGCCACAGAUACAGUCAUUGAAGGGCCAGGAAAGCUUAAAAUGAUUUUUGUUCCAGAGGAUGGCAAUACCCCUGUGGAGCUUGAUGUUUAUGAUUUUAAGGGCCCAGGUGUAGCACUUGCUAUGUAUAAUGUUGAUCAGUCUAUUCGAGCUUUUGCUGAGUCGUCUAUGUCAUUGGCUUUUGCAAAAAAGUGGCCUCUUUAUUUGAGCACCAAAAACACAAUUCUGAAGAAAUAUGAUGGGAGGUUUAAGGACAUAUUCCAGGAGGUAUAUGAAGAGAGUUGGAAGCAGAAGUUUGAAGAACAUUCUAUAUGGUAUGAGCAUCGGCUGAUUGAUGAUAUGGUUGCUUAUGCAUUGAAAAGUGAAGGAGGUUAUGUUUGGGCUUGCAAAAAUUAUGAUGGAGAUGUCCAAAGUGAUUUACUUGCUCAAGGAUUUGGUUCAUUGGGCCUUAUGACCUCUGUGCUGUUAUCAUCUGAUGGAAAGACGCUUGAGGCUGAGGCGGCUCAUGGGACUGUUACCCGGCAUUUCCGGUUACAUCAGAAAGGACAAGAAACUAGCACAAAUAGUAUUGCUUCAAUAUUUGCAUGGACACGAGGGCUAGAACAUAGGGCUAAAUUGGAUAAGAAUGAGAAAUUGCUUGAUUUUGUGCACAAGUUGGAGGCUUCAUGCAUUGAGACUGUAGAAGCAGGAAAAAUGACGAAGGAUCUUGCUAUUUUGAUCCAUGGCCCUAAGGUGACGAGAGAGUUUUAUUUGAACACCGAAGAAUUUAUUGUUGCUGUUGCACAGAAUCUAGAGGCAAAGCUUCGGGAACCUGCAGUUGUCUAACCAUGACCUUAGCUUGUUUCCUGUGGGAAAUUCCCACAAAUGGGAUAAUUCUUUUGCAAAUAACAGAUACUGUGUUAGACAUGCAGGACUAUUCAAAUCAUAGUUUCUUAAUCAAAUGAAUGAAAUAAAUUUUUUAGUC